CGUAACUAAACGAUAUAAAUCGCAUAGAAGAAUCUAACCUUUCGCGACAUUAUAUAUUCAAAUACAUAUGUUGAUUGUUCGAAAUAUUUAGAAUAUUUGUGAUAGAAGCAAAGAAAACAUGGAUUCUUGGAUAGAUCAAGAUCUGUAUGAAUUAAUUGGCGUAACAAAUACAGCGACGAUCCAGGAGAUCAAAAGAGGGUACCGCAAGAAAGCUUUGUCUUGCCAUCCUGACAAAAAUCCAGACAAUCCGAAAGCAACAGAGUUAUUUCAUGAUUUAUCACGAGCAUUAGAGAUCCUUACAGAUGUAUCUGCUCGGGCAGCUUAUGACAAAGUUAUUAAUGCCAAGUCUCAAGCAAAGAUAAGAGCUAAAGAGUUUGAUGCAAAACGUAGAAAAUUGAAGGAAGAUUUAGAAGCACGAGAAGAUGCUUAUCAACGAUCUUUAAACAAAAAAAGUUCCACAAACAGUGAUAAAGAUAAAUUACAAGCUGAAAUAGAACGUUUACAAAAAGAAGGGUCUAAGCAGGUAGAAGAAGAAAUAGCACGUAUGAAAAGAAAAAUUAAACAAGAAUCAAAGGGAUCGUGCAAAGCAACUGACACUGACAGUAGUUCUUACAAAAUUAAAAUAAAAUGGAAGUCUAAUAAAAAUGAUAUAGGUGACAAUGUAUAUGACUAUGAUACAUUACAUAGAAUUUUUUCAAAGUAUGGCGACAUAGUAACCCUGAUCUAUUCAUCUACAAGAAAAGGCAGGGCAUUAGUGGAAUAUCAAGACAGAGACGAUGCGGAAAUGGCCUUAAAUUUAGAAGUUGGUUUUACACAAAAUCCAUUGAAACUUCAAAAGUUGUGGAACACAAUGAAACAAUCGAAUUUCAGCGAGGAUGAAUCGGCUCACGGUACGAAUUGUCAUGAGCGCACAUCGUGUACAAUCAAUAAUGUGACAGAGAACAAGAUAAAUCAAAGCGAAUUGUCCGAUGCAGAAUUCGAGCGUAUCGUUUUGAGUAAUUUAAGAAAAGCCCAAGAAGAAAAGAGGCAUUCGGAAAUGUUGAAUUCAAAGGAAGGAACUUGA
Messenger RNA from Dufourea novaeangliae, 1063 nucleotides. Its product is annotated as dnaJ homolog subfamily C member 17. Gene Ontology annotation, biological process: spliceosomal complex disassembly. Gene Ontology annotation, cellular component: spliceosomal complex. The transcript has 7 exons. The record is from RefSeq and is a predicted model, not a curated record. The coding region runs from base 119 to 1063 and encodes 314 amino acids. NCBI's taxonomy places the organism in Eukaryota, Metazoa, Arthropoda, Insecta, Hymenoptera, Halictidae. Gene Ontology annotation, molecular function: RNA binding.